CAUCGUGGAAGCAGCAACACAGCGAGGCAGGCGCAGAGGGGCUACGGCAGGGACGUAAAACGAAACCAAGGAAGCAUGUGUGUGUGUGAAGGCGGCGCACAAAGAUGAUUAAUUAGUAAAAGAAAGGUCUCGGUAACUGGACGCCUCAGCUGAUCUGUGCCCGGGGCUCAACAGAGGACACCGGCGCAUGCAGAGGUUAUGCACUGAGAGAAGGCCAGUUUUAGGCUGCAGCGUCACUGAGGCAGCUCUGUGCGCACUGGAAAUCCGGGAUUCAAUUGGUAGAAGCAGGAGGGGAGCCCCGGUCUCUGCCACUGCAGGAGGAGCAGAGUUGCAGCAAAGGCAGACCGAGAGAAAAGAAACGCCGCCAAGACGGCAGUAGCAGCAGCCUUCGCAGUUUCGACAACGGCACAGCCUCCUCUGCUGCACGGCAUGAGGGACCAAACUGCGCACUGAGUCUGCAGGAGGCAACGCUGCAGCUGCGUAGUUUGUUAGACACAAACAGACACAAGAGUGCUCGGGACCUGUACAGGAAUUUGACAUCGGAAUUAGGCCUAACCUGUCACUGACCACAGCUGCGACAUUUGGUUUCCUCACAGAGAGUUGAUCAUCUCUCCCCUCCGGGGAGCCCUGUGCUGUGGCCUUGUAGCGGACAUGGGAAAAGUAAACAGUAGUCGGGCUGGAUUUUAAACUACGCACACGUCCAGCGUCCUCCUCCCGCCUCCUCCUCCUCCUUCUCCUCCCGGGGCGUCCGAGAUGGAGACGGAGAGGGUCGAGCCGAAGCAGGAGGGAGAGGCAGAGCCGCCCAUGCACAGCGUCCACGGAACCAACCGGAUCAGACCGUCCUCCUACCGGGCCCUGCGCAGCGCCGUGUCCAGCCUGGCCCGCUUAGAUGACUUCAGCUGCGAGAAGAUCGGCGCUGGGUUCUUCUCCGAGGUGUUCAAGGUGCAGCAUCGUGUGUCGGGCCAGGUAAUGGCUCUGAAGAUGAACAUCCUGGCCAGUAACAGAGCCAACAUGCUCAGGGAGGUCCAGCUCAUGAACCGACUAUCACACCCCAACAUACUCAGGUUUAUAGGAGUGUGCGUGCACGAGGGACAGCUCCACGCUCUCACAGAGUACAUCAACGGCGGGAACUUGGAGCAGCUGUUGGGCAGCGACGUGUACCUGCCGUGGAGCGUGCGGCUCAGGCUGGCUCUGGACAUCGCCCGGGGACUGCAGUACCUGCACAGCAAAGGCAUCUUCCACAGGGACCUCACCUCCAAGAACUGCCUGGUGCGCUGGGAGGGAUGCGUGUGCUCGGCCGUGGUGGGAGACUUUGGUCUGGCAGAAAAAAUCCCACAUUACAGUGAGGAGGAGGAACAGGAGCCCCUUGCUGUCGUCGGUUCCCCCUACUGGAUGGCCCCGGAGGUGCUCAGAGGAGAGGUGUAUAAUGAGAAGGUGGAUGUGUUUGCAUACGGGAUCAUCCUGUGUGAGGUUAUUGCGAGAAUACAGGCCGACCCUGACAUCCUGCCACGCACUGAGGACUUUGGUCUGGAUGUGGAGGCCUUUCAGCAGAUGGUGGGAGACUGUCCUCCCGACUUCCUGGAACUGGCCAUCGCCUGCUGUAAUAUGAAUGCAAAGCUCCGUCCAUCCUUCUCCCAAAUUGUAGUGGAGCUGGAGAGGAGACAGGCCGAGAGGAAACAGAAAGACGAACAAACAGUCAAAGCUGUUUGUCCAGCGAUAGACCCGCCUAGAAGGCGAUCCCUCUGCCUCUUGUCAGAUCCUCGCCUCUCCCGCAGCAAAUCUGACAUGCUCCACCCCCCAGACGCGACCCCCUCUGUUACCUUUGCGACCCCUGCUCGAGUCAACCCCUUCUCUCAGAGGGAGGACCUCAAGGGCGGCAAGAUCAAGCUGUUCGACACUCCCAGCAAGUCUGUCAUCUCGCUCACCUUCACCCUGCCCCCGCUAACAGACUGCGAUGACCCCUCCGAGACAAACAGCGGUGACCUGCACCGGAGGCACAGGCGCUGCCACUCGCUGCCGUGUACACCUCCUCCGCACCUCACGUCUGUGCCAAACAAUGUCCUUACUGUGGAGGAGUCACAGUCUGAGAUAGACACUGUAGAUGGUGAGACAAACGGAGUGAGUGAAGAAGAGAGACUGCUAGAAGAAGAGAAGGAGGUCAGGGAGGAGAGAGGAGCUGAUUCAGGGCUUCCUCUGUCCCUUGAACCUCUGUCGCUGGAGAAGGAGGAGGAGGAGGAGGAGGAGCCCAUGGACUGCACCAGCUCCCCAGACACACAAGACAGCACUUCAUCUCCUUAUUCCACAUUAUCUCCUCCUCCGUCCCACUCCUCAACUCCCAUCCAACCCUCCACCCCACCCUUUUCAAACGGCUGGGGGUCAGCCAACUCCAACGGGCCCCCGUGCCUGCCUCCCCUCUGUCAUUUAGACAACGACAAUGUGGUUGUGAGUCGACCCCUGGGAUGGAACACCACCAACGAUCCCACCACAACAAACAACAACAGCUACCACUCCUCUCCCAGCGACCCCGCCGGUUCGUCCCCGUUCGGGUCCGGCAGUGGACACUCUCUGGACCAGGAGGAGGUGAUCUCCUGUCCCGGCUGCUGCCUUGCUGGGCUUCGCUUCCCCUCAAUGUGUCUCAGAGCUCCACCACGCAGAAACCCCUACAAGAACUUGAACGGGGACCAUGCAGCCUCACGCGGGCUGCUUUGUCCGGGACCCAAGGGUCUGCCUCCCUCUCCUACUCCCACAACCGCCACCACCAGCCUGGAGCCGGGACUUGCCUUGCCGGGGGCGCAGACAUAAACUAGACUUCUCAACACCAAAUACACCCAGAAAAGAUGUUUGGAAACUCUGCACCAAAACAUCCUCUGGAAAUUAAGUGGUUCUUCUUAGAAUUUGCACAGAUUUUAACGCAGCAAUACCCUGCUUAUUUUCUAGACACACUUUUUGGUGCAGAGCAGGCAGACAGUGUCCAGAUAGGUUUACUGAAACAUGAAAGCUGCAGGAUAAAGGAACUGGUGUCUUUCCUGAGUUGCGUCGUCCUCUGCUGGGCUGAGGGCGUCACAACUUAAGGUGUCGGCUGUGCCUGCGUAGGUCUGAGUGUUGAUCGGCAGCGUCCAGAAUGAUUCAGCAUGUAAACACUCCAGUUUGGGGCCCAGUUAGUUAAAUCCUGUAUAUAUGCAGAUGUAAAGAUUCUUAUCCCUGAUGAUAUUGAUGAUGAUGCUGAAAUGAGGAAUGUUAAGCUUAGUAUUAUUACUGCUGCAAUGAUUUUUGAUGUUUUGGUGCUGUUUCUGAAUGAACAGGCAGUUUUGCUUUAAUGUCUUUAAUUAUCAAGAGGUGUAUGGUGCACUGCUGGGGUGUGUGUGGUUAUAUGGACAUAUGUUAGAGUGUGGUGGAUUCAAUGUGAGAGGCUGGAUGUGUGUGAGAGUGUGUGUGCCAUACACCAUACUUUUGUUGCUGUAUGAUCUCUGUUGGCCCUUCUGGUUGCCUGGUUAAGCACUUCAGAUGUAUUACUGUUGUUAAUAAGGAAACUAUUGAUGUCAUUAUUACCAUUGGGAAUGAAUGGUCAGAAGACCUGUAAGAGAUGUACAGAUUCGUAUUAUUUAAAGAUGAGAUUGAAUAAAAAGAUAGAAUGCAA
This is a messenger RNA of Micropterus salmoides (largemouth bass), 3637 nucleotides long. It is a transcript of the gene tesk1b, whose product is annotated as testis associated actin remodelling kinase 1b. The record is from RefSeq and is a predicted model, not a curated record. Gene Ontology annotation, molecular function: protein serine/threonine kinase activity; ATP binding. Lineage: Eukaryota; Metazoa; Chordata; Actinopteri; Centrarchiformes; Centrarchidae. Gene Ontology annotation, biological process: protein phosphorylation; positive regulation of stress fiber assembly; actin cytoskeleton organization. The transcript has 11 exons. Bases 754 to 2802 code for a protein of 682 amino acids. Gene Ontology annotation, cellular component: nucleus; cytoplasm.